AUGCCGGCUCCAGCGGCGCGUAAAAUUGAUGUGAACCGAACGAAGUGGGAUCGCCUGAAGCUGGAAUGUGAGAAACUGGCCAGUGAGAAGACCGAGAUGCAGCGGCAUUAUGUCAUGUAUUAUGAGAUGUCCUAUGGGUUGAAUAUAGAAAUGCACAAGCAGGCAGAGAUUGUCAAGAGGCUGAAUGCUAUCUGUGCACAAGUCAUUCCCUUCCUGUCCCAAGAGCACCAGCAACAAGUGGUGCAGGCUGUGGAACGGGCCAAGCAGGUGACCAUGGCCGAACUGAACGCCAUCAUUGGGCAGCAACAACUCCAGGCCCAGCAUUUGUCACAUGGACAUGGUCUGCCGGUGCCUCUGACCCCACACCCUUCCGGCCUUCAGCCCCCAGCCAUUCCUCCCAUUGGGAGCAGUGCUGGCCUCCUGGCCCUCUCCAGUGCCCUGGGAGGCCAGUCCCACCUUCCAAUUAAAGAUGAGAAGAAGCACCAUGACAAUGAUCACCAAAGAGACAGAGACUCCAUCAAGUGGCACUCAGAAUUAAACAGACUUCCCCAUGGCCUGCUGAGCCCCGCACAGCCCAGCCCUCCCGCUGUCCGGCACCAGCCCCUCAUGCUGGCCCUCCAGGGUCGGCACCCAGGCCUCCUGCCUCUCUGUCCACAGCGUUCUCCUGGCCGUCCACAUGGAUCUUUGAGACCUCUGUCAUCCAGUAUGGUAGCCACAAGCCACACGUGGCUGUUAAAGUCCUGGAAACGUGGCCAGUCCAAAUCGAGACUGGCUGCAGGUGUGAAACGCGUGCCAGAUUUUGAAGACCUCGUACUAAAAAAAUCACUUGCUUCCUCAUGUAACCCACAGUUUGGCCCACGGGCAGACAGUGGCUGUCCGGAGAGGGAAGCUGAGGUGGCCACACAAGGACCAGACCUGUGUCUUUGGUGUCAGAGCAUCACACAGCAGCAGCAGCUCAGCUCGCCAGCUAAAGAUCCAUCUUCCCCUCGAGGGAGCCCAGCACAUUCCCCGAGGGAGAAUGGUCUGGACAAGACGCGCCUGCUCAAGAAAGAUGCCCCCAUCAGUCCAGCAUCUAUCGCAUCCUCCAGCAGCACUCCUUCCUCCAAAUCCAAAGAGCUUAGCCUUAAUGAAAAAUCUACCACUCCUGUUUCAAAAUCCAAUACCCCUACUCCACGAACUGAUGCACCCACACCAGGCAGUAACUCCACUCCCGGAUUGAGGCCUGUGCCUGGAAAACCACCAGGAGUCGACCCCCUGGCCUCAAGCCUAAGGACCCCGAUGGCAGUCCCUUGUCCAUACCCAACCCCGUUUGGGAUCGUGCCCCACGCUGGGAUGAAUGGGGAGCUGACCAGCCCAGGUGCCGCCUACGCUGGGCUGCACAACAUUUCUCCGCAGAUGAGCGCGGCGGCCGCUGCUGCUGCCGCCGCCGCCGCCUACGGGAGAUCCCCAGUGGUUGGGUUUGACCCACACCAUCACAUGCGCGUGCCAGCAAUACCUCCAAACCUGACCGGCAUUCCGGGAGGAAAACCAGCAUACUCCUUCCACGUCACCGCGGACGGUCAGAUGCAGCCCGUCCCUUUCCCCCCCGACGCCCUCAUCGGACCCGGCAUCCCCCGCCACGCGCGCCAGAUCAACACCCUGAACCACGGGGAGGUGGUGUGCGCGGUGACCAUCAGCAACCCCACGAGACACGUGUACACGGGCGGGAAGGGCUGCGUCAAGGUCUGGGACAUCAGCCACCCCGGCAACAAGAGCCCCGUGUCUCAGCUCGACUGUCUGAACAGGGAUAACUACAUCCGUUCCUGCCGAUUGCUCCCUGACGGUCGCACCCUCAUCGUGGGAGGGGAAGCCAGCACUCUGUCCAUCUGGGACCUGGCGGCUCCGACCCCGCGCAUCAAGGCGGAGCUGACGUCCUCGGCCCCUGCGUGCUACGCCCUGGCCAUCAGCCCCGACUCCAAGGUCUGCUUCUCGUGCUGCAGUGACGGCAACAUCGCGGUCUGGGACCUGCACAACCAGACGCUGGUGAGGCAAUUCCAGGGCCACACAGAUGGGGCCAGCUGUAUUGACAUUUCUAAUGAUGGCACCAAGCUCUGGACGGGCGGCCUGGACAACACGGUCAGGUCCUGGGACCUGCGCGAAGGGCGGCAGCUACAGCAGCAUGACUUCACCUCACAGAUCUUUUCUCUCGGCUACUGCCCAACUGGAGAGUGGCUCGCAGUGGGGAUGGAGAACAGUAACGUGGAAGUGCUACAUGUCACCAAGCCAGACAAAUACCAGCUACAUCUCCAUGAGAGCUGUGUGCUGUCGCUCAAGUUUGCCCAUUGUGGCAAAUGGUUUGUAAGCACUGGAAAGGACAACCUUCUGAAUGCCUGGAGAACACCUUAUGGAGCCAGUAUAUUCCAGUCCAAAGAAUCCUCAUCGGUGCUUAGCUGUGACAUCUCUGUGGAUGACAAAUACAUUGUCACUGGCUCUGGGGACAAGAAGGCCACGGUUUAUGAAGUUAUUUAUUAA
Messenger RNA from Puma concolor (puma), 2511 nucleotides. The record is from RefSeq and is a predicted model, not a curated record. NCBI's taxonomy places the organism in Eukaryota, Metazoa, Chordata, Mammalia, Carnivora, Felidae.